Limanda limanda (common dab) is the source of this 795-nucleotide messenger RNA. Its product is annotated as granzyme A-like. The record is from RefSeq and is a predicted model, not a curated record. Gene Ontology annotation, molecular function: serine-type endopeptidase activity. Gene Ontology annotation, biological process: proteolysis. The coding region runs from base 1 to 795 and encodes 264 amino acids. The transcript has 5 exons. NCBI's taxonomy places the organism in Eukaryota, Metazoa, Chordata, Actinopteri, Pleuronectiformes, Pleuronectidae.
AUGUCCUGCCUGGGGGCUUUCACCGGUCUCUUCUCCUGCAUGGUCCUCCUCAUUGUCCACUCAAGUGAUGGCUCUGAGAUUAUCAAUGGGAAAGAAGUGAAACCCCACUCGCUGCCGUACAUGGCUCUGCUUCAGAGUCUCACACAAUGCUGUGGAGGGAUACUGAUCGAUAAAUCAUGGGUCCUGACUGCUGCCCACUGUAUGAAGGGUUCCAAAAUUAAGACUGUGUGGCUGGGGGUGCACUCCAUCAAGGCAAAGAAUGAGAAUUCCAGGCAGGUCAGAAAGGAUCCGAUGCAUUUUCCACAUCCCAACUAUGAUUCAGCUACAAAGGUCAAUGACAUCAUGUUGCUCAAGCUUGACGAAUCUGUGAUAGAAACCGAGACAGUGAAGUAUCUUAAGUUGGGUGAUGCCAUCAAAGAUCCAGCAGCUGGGACCAGCUGCAUGGUGGCAGGAUGGGGCCAAACAAACAACAGUGUUAUGAAAAUGUCCGACGUCUUGAUGUCCGUCAAUGUGACUGUGGUCGACAGAGUGAAGUGCAACUCUGUUGAAUAUUACAACAGACAUCCUGUGAUAACCAGUGGCAUGAUAUGUGCUGGUUCAGACGGGCAAAAUGAAGCUGACACCUGUGUGGGGGAUUCAGGAGGCCCACUGGUGUGCAGCGGAGGUCUGGUUGGAGUCACUUCUUUUGGACCCAAGGUCUGUGGCCAGGCUAAAAAGCCAGGAGUGUACAUGUAUCUCACAGUGAAACAACUCAGCUGGAUCAAAGAUACAAUGAAGAAGUCUGACAUUAAAUGA